Messenger RNA from Rhipicephalus microplus (southern cattle tick), 3071 nucleotides. RefSeq names its product protein phosphatase 1 regulatory subunit 21. Lineage: Eukaryota; Metazoa; Arthropoda; Arachnida; Ixodida; Ixodidae. The record is from RefSeq and is a predicted model, not a curated record. Gene Ontology annotation, cellular component: membrane; early endosome.
GGACUGUUAUCACCUGUGCAUGUGUUGUGUGUUGCAAGGGUGUGUUGUGUGCAUGAGCGGUGUGUUGGGCGCCUACUGCUGGGAGUCGGCCCACCGCCGGUGUGCGGCGGCGACGCCACUGGAUCCCGAUGGACGAGUCGUCCUCGCCCGAGUGUGGCUUGCCGGCAAAGUAUCAGAAACUCGCCUACGAGUACUCCAAGCUACGUGCGCAAGCUCAGGUCUUGAAGAAGGCCGUGGCAGAUGAGCAAGCCAGGAAUGUUGAAUUCAAGGUAAGCAGAAGAUUCAUUGUGGCUGCAGUGUGUCACCAUUUUUUGAAUAUGAUUUACAGGAUGUCCCUGAAGGACAAAGAGCAAGCAAUGCGAAAGUUGCUGCAGGAAGUUGAAAGCCUCAAUUUUUGCAACCAACAGCUAACAAAGCGCGUCAGCUUCCUCCAAGAAGAACUUGAAGAAGACCGCUCGAAGAAGACCAAGCAAAAGAAACAGCAUGCUUCUUCGGUGCACCAGGGCAUCAUUGAUGCCGAGUUGCAGAGUCGCAUUGAAGAGAAUGAGAAACUGCACUUACAGGUGUCGGCAGCAGAGUUGGAACACAGGGAGACAGUUGAAAAGCUAGAGGCGAAGCUUGAAGAGGUGCAGCAGGUUCUUGCCACUCAUGAAGAUCAACUCAGCGAUGCAGUUACUAAAAGGGAGGAACAGAUAAACAGGCUCACUCAGGAACGGGCUAAGCUGGAGCUGAAGUUGAAGUCAUGUGAAAAGGAGCUGAAAGAAGUGUCUCUGAAGAAUGAACUGAGUGAAUCCAAGCUUGCCGAGUUGACAGUGAGGCUUGAAAAAGAGCUACAGGAGGCCAAGACCAUUAUAGAGCAAAAUGUUCACUUCAGAGAUGCCGGUGACGAACGCGCCCCUGGGAUGGACGUGCCCGUGACGUGGCAUUCGUAUGAGAGUAGUGUGCGUUCCCUUCUGUGGCAAUUGGCUGAGCUGGUGCCGGAGCUGAGCCAGACCCUGUCUACGUUGCACACGUACGCUGAGCAGCGCGUGCGCCUCCUCCUCACUGGUGCCAUCUGUGGACUGGACCCGCAACUAGCGCAGGGCCCGCUACAGGUGUUUGCCCAGCAUCUGCAUGGAAAUGUGGCGUACCUGCAGCCCAUAGAAGAGGCUUACCAGGCCUACUUUGACACCAUUUGCCAACGAGAAUUGUACAUCUUGGACGGUGGCCCCACGCUAUCACCCUUGUCGGCAGCGCUUUGCAGAUAUGUCUCUUACCUGCAUAAGCUUCUGCCCUAUGUUGCACUCAGCUUGCGAGCCGGGGCCAGCUCGCCAACUUCGGAGGUCAAGUGCCACGAGCUGCGAGCAAAGCUUGGGCACGUCGUCAACCGCGUUGUCAUCAAAUUCGACAAAAUGAGCCGGUACCUGCUGUUGCUUUCAACAAAGGGUUGUGAGCCUGGUUCGAAUACAUGUCGUUGUGCUGGGUAUCUGGCUGUUGUUGGAAAGCUGGUUGGCAUCACCAAAUGCUUAUGGGACGAUUUUGAAGAGGUCAAGAGGCAGUUAAGUUCUCUCAUGCUUUUUGAGCAUGAGCUACCCACUGUGUCCCUGGAGGCCAAGAACACAGACGACUGUCUGGUCAGCAGCCUAGCAUCUGUCGCUAACAGUUGUAAAAAGCUGUCACGAGCACUCGAGGCCAAGGUGUUGCUCUCCAAGGAGGCGUACCAGUGCAGGGGCUUCUCUUCCCACACGAAGCCACCACUGUGCAAAGCACACCUGGGGCCACAUGCAGCACUUCUCAGGCAGAGGGGCGCAGCCUACCUCAGAACAUGUCAGCUGUACACGAAAAGCCCUGAAUGUGUUCCUUAUGGCAUUGCAAUUGAGAAUUCUGGAGCCCUCCAGAGCCAUGUGGAAAAUAAGGAGUCCUUUGCCCAGCAGCUUGAAAGCCUGAAGAACAAAGUUUGGAAGCUUGAGGAGGAGAAGGAGCACUGGAUGCUGGAAUGGCAGCUGUUGCAAGCCAAGUACGAGAGGCAAGCCAAGGACGUGUUGCCGGUGUCUGGGCUAAGCCAAGGUGAAGGUGAUGGUCACGACGGCCAGCUGAUAGUGGAUCACUUCAAGGCACGCAUCAAGGAGAUGAUCCGACAGAACCAACUGGCCGAUAGCAAGGCUGUCUAUUACUACUCAGAGUGCAAGGCUCUCCAGAAGAGGCUACACUUGGCUGAGGAGCAGCAACUGGAGCUUGAGAGGCAGCUCCAAGACAAGCAGCUGGCGCUGCAGCAGCUCAGGGAUGAGAUGCGUUCAACGGCACACAGUUAUGAGGAUCAGCUAAGCACAAUGAGCGAGCACCUGGCCAGCAUGAAUGAGAAGCUGACUCAGCAAAAGGAUGAGAUCGAUGCCUUGCGCCACAGUUCGUCCUCAACCAAGGUGUUUGGGAAAAAGCUGAAGCCAAAGUGAAAAGCAUUUCCUGGAUGCAAGAAAGACCUGCUGGCUCCAAAAUGGAUUUGUCGAAGCACUGUAAGAGGAAGCAUUCCAGAGUACCGCACCAUGAAGGGGAAAGGACUUACUUGAAAUGGUUGCCUGCCCAGUUCCCACCCAGUGUCCAAACUGUGGCCAUUCCAGUCUUCUAAUGGUGUGACAUUGCUUGAAAUAGUAAAUGCUCCCGGUGUCUUGUUUUAUUAUUGUUCUUGACUGGGAUUGACAUGGCCUGUACAAGUACUUUUUUUUUAAUGUAGUUGCUCGUCAUGUUUCAUGCUGUGUGAUGCAAAGGAAACAGAAGACAAGUGUCCAAUAAGUAUUCACUGUUGAACAUUGUCAAAUACUUGGAUGUUUUUAGUAAUGUAUUUUAAGUAAUACAGGGUGCUUUGUGUUCUAUGAAAGCCCGUCUGGUUGGAAUGAUGCAUGUCGAAGGUAUAAAACAUGAGUAGCUGCGCUGACAAAGGUGAAAAUUUUAAAUGCACACAUGAAAAAACGUUUUCACUCCAGACUGGAGCCUUGUUCACAAGUAAAGUAAAAAAAGAAAAAAAAUCUACAUUUAAAAUUACAGAUAAGAAAUUUUUUUUAGAAAUCUAGUAAAAUAAAAAAAAAAUAAUUUUUCAA